This is a messenger RNA of Vitrella brassicaformis, 1491 nucleotides long. The record is from the annotation of a GenBank genome assembly. NCBI's taxonomy places the organism in Eukaryota, Vitrellaceae.
AUGGCCCCGGUGCCCCCAGCGCCCGUUUUGCCGCACCCCUUCAAUCUCAUGAUGGCCCUCGCGGCGAUGGGCAACGGCAUGCAGCCCAGCGUCAUGUUGCCCAUGAUGCCCCAGCCGUUUGCCUCGGCUGCUCCCCCGCCCUGCCAGUUUGGUGCCAUGCCGUUGGCCCUCGAUCCUGCCAUGGCUAUCGCCAACAAUCCCCAGCCACCAGCACAUGAGGUGAGCAAGGAAUACACACAUACACUAUGAUUGUGUGUUAGCAUCUGUGUGUAUGUGUCUGUGUGCAGAUGCCGCUGCGUGAGCCGCCGUUCCACAACAAGACCAUCACCCCGCCACCGCCCCCUCCCGACACACACCUCAACGGCGCCGGCCACAACGGCAGCCACAUCGGAUACGGGCAGGGAAAGCAAGGCGGCCAUGACAACAAAGAGGGGCUACUGGGCGACCAUGGUCAGCACCAUGGCGGAGGGGGUGCGAUGGGGCAGGGCGGCCAACAUCGUCAUCACCAACAGCAGCAGCCCGUGCAUCACCCGCAGGGCGCCUGCGGCGGGUGGGGAGGCCACAACAUACACCCCGCCGACCACCACCACCACCACCAGGGGCCCCAGGCGGACUUCAACAACACCAGCUUCAACCCGCACAUCACCAACGUGCAUGCCCACCGACAGCAGCCGCAGCCGCAGCAGAGGCCCAACGCAUACAUGUACCCGACCAUUCUGCCGCCCCCGCCUGCCGCCAACGGACAGCACCACAACCACCACCACAACAAAACCAACCGGCACAACGGGUGGGGCGGCGGAUGGGGCGGCCAGAGGGGCGGGCCAGGAGGCAGUGGGGGCCGGCUGAGAGGAGGGCGCAGCGGCCGACGAGGCGGGGCGGGUGACAGCCGCCGUCGUGGCCACUAGGAGAUCGCCCACAUGAGGCGGGCUGGACGUCUGCUUUGUGUUUUGGGACGGUUGGGUGGGGUGGGAGGGGGGAGGGGGGGGCAUACGUGAGUAUAUUAUGAAUGAGCUGAUUGACUGACCGUUCCUUGACCGUUUGAUUUUCCCAGAGAUGUCUCCAUCUGGCUGCCAUGGUGUCACGCUGGCGAGGUGGCCGGCCAGUGAACACAUCUUGACUUCUUGGCUUAUUGUGCCUGGCCGCCUGGCUGUCUGGACGUCUGACUGUGACGCACAUCAGUGCGUGUGUGUGCGUGCGCGUGUGUGUGUGUGUGUGUGUGUGCGCCUGAUUGACAGCAGUGAACAUGAGCCACCGAACACACCAGCGAGAGAAUGACAGCCGGUAUACGUCAAAUGGGGGAGGAAAGGGCUGCAAGGGAGGGGAGAGACAAGGGAGGGGAGUUAUGCGUGUCUGACUAUAGCGUGCCCGCGUCUGUUUGAAGGGGGAGGGGCGUGUGUGGCUGCCAGUGUUCAUGGGGCUGAGAGAGAGGGCUUUGUCAGUCGGACAAAUGACAAUCGAGCGAUCUUCAGAGGUUCAACAACAUAAUCCAAA